CCGCGAUAGUAAUUUGUGCAAAACACCGAAUUUUUCCGGAUUAAUUAAACCCAGAAAAUACUAAAUUUGCGCUACCUUUGGCCGACUUUCCGGGGAGAAAAGUAUCCGCAAAAACCAGCAGCACACGAUGGCAUCUAAGGUGGUGGGCAAGAAGUUCAAAUGGGGCCUAGAUUUCAACACCAAGCCCCGCAGCAGCAACUCGGACAUUCCGGCACCGCCCGGCUACAACCCGUCGGCCGACGUGGUCAGCAGUAAGGUGUCGAACCCGACCGACCAGAGCCACUUGAUUCUGAAAAAGUCGUGGGAAAUCGCACUCGGACCCAUCAAGCAAUUUCCCAUGAACCUCGUGAUCAUGUACAUGUCCGGCAACUCGAUUAGUAUCUUCCCCAUCAUGAUGGUGGUGAUGAUGUUCAUCCGGCCCGUGAAGAGCAUCCUUGCGACACAUUCCACGUUCAGGGUGAUCGAGGGAGUGUCGGCCACCGGCCAGAAGCUGGUGUUCAUGCUCGGCAAUCUCGUCAACGUGGGACUCGCGCUGUACAAAUGCCACAGUAUGGGCCUUCUGCCAACGCAUGCGUCCGAUUGGCUUGCUUUCGUCGAGCCGCAGGCCCGGUUGGAAUACUCUGGCGGUGGUAUCUCCCUGCUCUGAGCGAAGACUAGAGGCGGCGGUUUGGGUGCAUUUUCAUGAUUUGUAUUUAUUCUACACUACAACGUAAAGCUUGAUGAGGUUUUGUGUGGUCGGACGAAUAAAGGAAAAAGACAGUAAAUAACAAAUAACGAUAUAACGUUCACUCCGAGAUUUGAGGAACCAGCGCUAGC
This is a messenger RNA of Anopheles darlingi, 816 nucleotides long. RefSeq names its product ER membrane protein complex subunit 4 (gene EMC4). The record is from RefSeq and is a predicted model, not a curated record. The transcript has 2 exons. Gene Ontology annotation, cellular component: EMC complex. The coding region runs from base 128 to 646 and encodes 172 amino acids. NCBI's taxonomy places the organism in Eukaryota, Metazoa, Arthropoda, Insecta, Diptera, Culicidae. Gene Ontology annotation, biological process: protein folding in endoplasmic reticulum.